Molecule: messenger RNA, 1108 nt
Organism: Dreissena polymorpha
Lineage: Eukaryota; Metazoa; Mollusca; Bivalvia; Myida; Dreissenidae
Product: CB1 cannabinoid receptor-interacting protein 1-like
Exons: 3
Coding region: 68-565 (165 amino acids)
Biological process (GO): negative regulation of signaling receptor activity
Cellular component (GO): plasma membrane
Molecular function (GO): type 1 cannabinoid receptor binding
Source: RefSeq, a predicted model, not a curated record
GGAAUAUUUAACGUGUUUUUACGUGUAUUAUAAAUGCUUUUCACAAGUUGUUCAUACUAAAAUAAUAAUGAUACAUGUAAAUAAUUUCAAAGUGAUAUUACGGAUGUGCGGAUUAAAGGACGCCAUUCCGAUUCACUUUAAGCCGGAUGGCGGGAGGUUCCAGAAAACCAAUACGGUUAAGCUUAUUAAAGAUACGGAUUAUAGUGUCAGCUUCAAUACUAAACCGGCGAUGAACAUCGCCAAACUGAUGGUCAACGGAGAGCUGCAUAGACUGGAGCUGGUGAAUGGAAAGUCGAAUGACGAAGUCUCGAACGUACGGACGUACAAGACACUGUUCACUACUAAGGGGUUCGAGCUGACAAAGUCAGGAAAGCGACGGGAAAUCCUUAUAGUCAUCGAGCUGGAAAAUGGCGUAUACAUGAAGGUGACACUCCAGUGUAAAGUGUACGCCCCUGGGGACAAGAGCCACGCCCAGUGGGGCGACAAACUCUCCAUGAUAGACAUGGACUGCAGUUUGGACCCGGCGCAUAAUUACGUCACUAUUUUAAAGGAGAAAUAUUUGUGACGUUGUUGAACUAAACGCGUAUUAUUGCAUAAACUGGGAAUUAUUUAAGACGUUGUUAAGUUUUUCGAGUUCACUUGUCUUAAACGUCUCUAAAACGCUCGAAAUCAACGAAAAUUUCGUUAAGUAUUUCGUAAAAUAAAGUUAACACCUUAACAAUCAGUGUUCCUUAUAGCAAUAGCCAAAAUUUCAACACUAAAUGUGGUAUGAUUACAUAGAUUUUUGUAGAUACAAAAUGCUCGUUUUUAUUUAUUUGUGGCCACAAUUAAUUCCCGCGAAUAUAUUUAUUCAUACGACACACGAACACCAUUUUAGUGUUCAUGUGUCGUAUGAAGAGAUAUGCAAAACAAUAAUAAAAACGAGCAUUUUGUAUCUACAAACAUCUAUUUUACAAGACCACAUCUGACAUUAAAAUGUCGGCAAUUGCCAUAAGGAACACUGAUUUUUAAUUGGUUAAGUUUAUUCUACGAUCAAUUGCACGAAAUUUUCGUUGAUUUUGAAUAGUAAUGUUACUUUAAUAAACAUUAGCUUAGCGCGGACAAUGCG